This is a messenger RNA of Mesitornis unicolor (brown roatelo), 2382 nucleotides long. RefSeq names its product ATP-binding cassette, sub-family B (MDR/TAP), member 9 (gene ABCB9). Bases 1 to 2382 code for a protein of 793 amino acids. Gene Ontology annotation, cellular component: lysosomal membrane. The record is from RefSeq and is a predicted model, not a curated record. Gene Ontology annotation, molecular function: ATP binding; ABC-type oligopeptide transporter activity; ATP hydrolysis activity. Gene Ontology annotation, biological process: transmembrane transport; peptide transport. NCBI's taxonomy places the organism in Eukaryota, Metazoa, Chordata, Aves, Mesitornithiformes, Mesitornithidae. The transcript has 11 exons.
AUGCGUGCCUGGAAGGCAGUGGCCAGCACGCUGGUGCUCAGCGGGGCUGAUGUGGUGGUCACUACGCUGCUCUACACCCACGGCCGGAGCGGCCGGGACAUCCUGCAGGACCUGCGGCACUUCAACAUCUUCAACUCGCUGCUGGACAUCUGGGGGGCCUGCCUCUACCGCAGCUGCGUGCUGCUGGGGGCCGCCAUCGGGGUGGCCACCAACACGGCCUACGGCCCCCGGCGCCUCAGGGCAUCACGGACCUUCAUCGCCGUGGUCUGCCUCCUGAUGGGCAUCUACAUGAUGGUGAAGCUGCUGCUCUACUCAGAGGUGCGGAGGACCAUCAGGGACCCCUGGUUUUGGGGGCUCUUUGCCUGGACCUACGUGGCGCUGGCGGCCACCUUUGGACUGUGGCAACUGCUGGCCUGCGUCACCUCCUCCCGCGAGGCGCUAGGGACCGGCUCCGAAUCCCGUGCCGAAGUGGAGGAGAGCGGCGCCCUGAGGGACAAGCGGGAGGAGGCGGCGGGUCCCACCAUCCAUAAACUGCUGUCCUACACCAAGCCAGAUGCCUUCUUCCUGGGCAUCGCCUCCUUCUUCCUCCUUGUGGCUGCGCUAGGAGAGACCUUCCUGCCCUACUACACGGGGCUGGCCAUCGAUGGCAUCGUGGUGCAGAAGAGCAUGGACCGCUUCUCCACGGCGGUGCUGGUCAUGUCGCUGCUUGCCAUAGGAAGCUCAUUUGCCGCAGGUAUCCGGGGCGGCGUUUUUACGCUCAUAUUUGCAAGACUGAACAUUCGCCUUCGUAACUGCCUCUUCAGGUCGCUGGUGUCUCAGGAAAUGAGUUUCUUUGAUGAGAAUCGCACAGGGGACGUCAUCUCCCGCCUGACAUCGGACACAACCAUCGUGAGCGACCUGGUCUCCCAGAACAUCAACAUCUUCCUCCGCAACGUGGUGAAGGCCACAGGGGUGAUCUUCUUCAUGUUCAGCCUCUCCUGGAAGCUCUCACUCGUCACCUUCAUGGGCUUCCCCAUCAUCAUGCUGGUGUCUGACGUCUAUGGGAAGUACUACAAGAAGCUCUCCAAGGACGUGCAGAAUGCCCUGGCCAAGGCCAACAACACUGCCGAGGAGACCAUCUCCGCCAUGAAGACCGUCCGCAGCUUCGCCAACGAGGAGGCGGAGGCCAACGUGUACUCACAGAAGCUGCAGCAGGUCUACAAGCUCAACAAGCGGGAGGCCAUGGCUUACACCUACUACGUCUGGUCCAGCGGGCUGACCCUGCUGGUGGUCCAGGUCAGCAUCCUUUACUACGGCGGGCACCUUGUGAUCUCGGGGCAAAUGACAAGCGGGAGCCUGAUAUCCUUCAUCAUUUAUGAGUUUGUCUUAGGGGACUGCAUGGAGUCUGUGGGCUCUGUCUACAGCGGCCUGAUGCAGGGAGUGGGAGCUGCUGAAAAGGUGUUCGAGUUCAUCGACCGCAAGCCAACCAUGGUGAACGAUGGGUCCCUGGCCCCAGACCACGUGGAUGGGAAGGUGGAGUUCAGAAACGUGACGUUUUCAUAUCGCACCCGCUCUGCAACGCAGGUCCUCCAGAAUGUGUCCUUCACCCUGCACCCCGGCAAAGUGACGGCGCUGGUGGGUCCUUCGGGGAGCGGAAAGAGUUCCUGCGUCAACAUCCUGGAGAACUUCUAUCCUCUGCAGGACGGGCAGGUGCUGCUGGACGGGCGUCCCAUUACCAUGUACGAUCACAAGUACCUGCACUCAGUGAUCUCCCUGGUGAGCCAAGAGCCGGUGCUGUUUGCCCGCUCUAUUGCAGAUAACAUUUCUUAUGGCUUAACGUCAGCCUCCUUCGAGUCGGUCGUUCAGGCUGCCCAGAAGGCCAACGCGCACGCCUUCAUCACCGAGCUACAAGACGGCUACCACACAGAGGCAGGUGAGAAAGGAGCCCAGCUGUCAGGUGGCCAGAAGCAGAGAGUGGCAAUUGCCAGGGCUUUGAUCCGAACCCCCCCCAUCCUAAUUCUGGAUGAAGCCACGAGUGCGCUGGACGCGGAGAGUGAACACGCGAUUCAGCAGGCGAUUUACGGUGACUUGCAGAACCACACGGUGCUUGUUAUAGCUCACAGGCUGAGCACUGUCGAGAAGGCACACAACAUCAUUGUGCUGGACAAGGGCCGCGUGGUGCAGCAGGGCUCGCACAAGGAGCUGAUGGAAGAAGGAGGCCUUUAUUCCAAGCUGGUGCAGAGACAGAUCCUGGGGCUGGAGCGGGGCGGCGCAGACAGUCGCCAGCCCACAGCCCGAGGGGAUUUGGCGAAGGCGGCCGGCGAUCGGGAGGAAGAGUUCAGGAUAGACCAUUCCCUGCCGGCCGCGGCUCAGGACGAUUACAGCGGCAUGGCUCACAAGUGA